This is a messenger RNA of Annulohypoxylon maeteangense, 426 nucleotides long. RefSeq lists its product as uncharacterized. The coding region runs from base 1 to 426 and encodes 141 amino acids. NCBI's taxonomy places the organism in Eukaryota, Fungi, Ascomycota, Sordariomycetes, Xylariales, Hypoxylaceae. The record is from RefSeq and is a predicted model, not a curated record. The transcript has a single exon.
AUGUCUAUCCCUACAGAUCUCUACGUGCACAGAGUCCGACUGAAGCCUGGGCUUAAACCAUGGAAUCGUUCGAAACGAAGACAUUGGACUCCCCCACAGAAGUACUGGUUGACCAAGCUGACACAAGAGUGUCUUGAUGCUGGAUUGUAUGAGUCAAGUAUGGCAGCGAAUGGACAUCUCUCAGACUGGAUAGCUCAGCCGGUUCUUGUCGCGAAGAGGAAGGCCAGCAAUACAGCUAUUCCAAUACCCCCGUUUAUAGAUGGAGAAGAUCUAGAAUCAGCUAGGCCGGGGAAGACCCUGAAGCUGAGGGCCACAGGACGGGCACCGAAGCCGCUGGUAGAGACCUCGCGGCAUUGGCUCCUCAGGCAGAGCCUGGGAUCAACAACUACUACUUCAACACCCUACCAGGAUUCGCAUAAUUGGUAG